AUGGAUAUUGAACUGAGAUCAAUAAGUGAUUCAUCAAAUGAACAAUCUCGUGAUAAUCAAUUAAAAAUAUCAUCUAAUCAUAACCAUAACCAGAGGAAAAAUGUUGAAAAUAAAAUAUUCUGGAAAAAAACAAGUACAAAAGAUGUUUUUAGAUUUAUUUUAUUUACAUUUAUCGUAAUAAUUAUUGGUGUAUUAAUUGUUUGUUUGACUUCACCAAAAUUAAAUUCAAUAUGUGAAUUAUCUUUAAAACAAAUAAAUAAAAGUUCAAUAAUCUAUAGUUCAAAACCUUCAUCUGUAGCUAUUGGAGAUUUAAAUAAUGAUAAUCAAUUAGAUAUUGUUAUUGCAAAUUCCGGUACACAUACAAUUGGAAUAUUUCUUUCCAAUAAUGACGAUUUUCUAUUUUCAAAUCAAAUAAUCUAUUCAACUGGUGAUCAAUCUUAUCCACGUUCAAUUCUUCUUAAUCAUUUUAAUAAUGAUAAUUUUCUUGAUAUUGCUGUUGCUAAUUUUGGUCAAAAUAAUAUUGCAAUUUUUUUAGGAUAUGGAAAUGGAACAUUUAGAAAUGAAAAUAUAUUUUCAACUGAUUCAUCUCGUCCAUUAUUUCUUAGUGCAGCUGAUAUAAAUAAUGAUAAUAAAAUCGAUCUAAUUGUUGUUAAUUAUGGAAGUGAUUCUAUUGGAAUAUUGUUAGGGCGGGGUGAUGGAUCUUUUCAAUCUUCAAUAAAUUAUUUUACAGGUUAUGAUUCUUAUCCAUAUUCAUUAGGAAUUGCUGAUUUUAACAAUGAUAAGAAAUUAGAUAUUGCUAUUUGUAAUUAUGGAACAUCAAAUAUUGAAAUUAUUUUCGGAUAUGGAAAUGGUACAUUUACAAAACAAAAGAUUUAUUCAACAGGUCUCCAUUCAAAUCCAUCUUCAAUUUCAAUUGCUGAUUUUAAUAAUGAUCAACAAUUAGACGUUGUUGUUACUAAUUCUGCUAAUUCAAAUAUUGGAAUAUUUUAUGGUUAUUCAAAUGGAACAUUUACAAAUCAAAUUAUUUAUUCAACAGGAUUAAAUUCAUAUCCAAAUAAUAUCAAUGUUGCUCAUUUUAAUAAUGAUAAUCAAUUAGAUCUUAUUGUUGUUGAUUCAAUAAAUGAUAAAAUUUAUAUUCUUCCAGGAGAUGAAAAUGGAACAUUUCCUCUUGUAACAAUCUAUGAUGGAAUAUCGAAAUCUUAUCCAAUAUUUGUUGCUAUUAAUGAUUUUGAUAAUGAUAAUCAAUCAGAUAUUGUUGUAGCUAAUUAUAAUACAAAUAAUAUACUUUUACUUAAUAAAUAUUCAAAUAAACCAUCAGCAACAUCAACAAAUUAUUUUCUUGGUCAAAAUUCUCUUCCUAGUUCGAUUGUUAUUUAUGAUUUUAAUCAAGAUACAUAUCUUGAUAUGAUUGUUAAUAAUAUAAAUGAUAAUAAUAUUGUUUUAUUAACUAAUGAAGGUGAUGGAAUAUUUAAUAUAGAUUCAACAUAUUCAACAGGUUAUAAUUCAUCUCCACAAUUUAUUCUUUUGGCUGAUUUAAAUAAAGAUAAACAAAUCGAUAUUGUUACUGCUAAUCUUGGAUCUGAUAGUAUAGGUGUUCUUCUUGGACAAACUAAUGGAUUAUUUGCUAAUGUAACAAUAUAUUCAACUGGUAUUAAUUCUAAUCCAUCUAGUCUUGCUAUUGGAGAUAUUAAUAAUGAUAAUCAAUUAGAUAUUGUUACUUUUAAUUCAAAUAAUGGAAAUUUAAUUAUUCUUCUUGCUUUUCAAAAUGGAACAUUUAAUAAUGCAAUAACAUAUUCAACUGGUAUUCUUGCAAUUGGAUAUUCAAUUACGAUGGCUGAUGUCAAUAAUGAUAAACAAUUAGAUAUUAUUAUUACAUAUUUUUAUUACGAAGGUCUUAGUAUUCAUUUUGGAAUUGGUAAUGGAAGUUUUGAAAUGGGAAUAUUUUAUUCAACAGGAGAUGGUUCAUAUCCUUAUUCAUCUACUCUUGCUGAUUUUAAUAAUGAUAAUCAAUUAGAUAUUGUUACUUGUAGUACAUAUACAUCAACUAUAGUUAUACUUUUUGGAUCUACUAAUGGAACAUUUACAAAUUUAACAUUUUAUUCAACUGGUAUUAAUACUUUACCAUAUUCUGUUAUUGUUAUUUAUUUUAAUGAUGAUAAAUAUUAUGAUCUUGCUAUUACUGAUCAAGGAAAUAAUCAAAUAAUUAUCUUUUUUGGAUUUAAUAAUGGAACUUUUGAAUUAGCAAGAAAUUUUCAUACUGGUUCAGGUUCACUUCCAUUAGGUAUUGCAUUUGAUAGAUUUAUUGAGAACAGUAAUCAAUCCCAAUUGGUAGUUACUUAUUCAGGUUCAGGUAAUAUUGGUAUAUUAAGUGAAUAUUCUAUUGCAUUAUUUGAAAAUGAAAUAACAUAUUUAACUGGUUCAGCAUCAUAUCCAUAUUCAGUUUCUAUUAAUGAUUUAAAUAAUGAUCAACAAUUUGAUAUUGUUAUUGCUAAUUCAGGAACUGAUAAUCUUGGAAUAUAUUUUAAUUUAGGUAAUAAUACAUUUGGAAAAGAAAUUCUUUAUUCAACUGGUAUUAAUUCUCAUCCUGAAUAUAUUCUUACUGUUGAUAUUAAUAAAGAUAAUUAUAUUGAUAUUAUUAGUGUUAAUUCUUUAAAUGAUACGAUUACUUUAUUUAUGGGAGAUGAAAAUACAAGUUUUCAAAUACAAAAAAUCUAUUCAACUGGAUUGAAUUCAUAUCCAACUGGAAUUACUUUUGCAGAUUUUAAUAAUGAUAAUCGAUUAGAUCUUGUUCUUACUAAUAAAAAUACGAAUAAUAUAGGUUUACUUAUUGGAUAUGAUUAUGCAUCAUUUUAUAAUCAAAUAACUUAUUCAAAUAUUAAUGCUUUAGGUCCAUGGGGAAUACGAGUUGCUGAUUUUAAUCAUGAUAAUUAUCUUGAUAUUAUUAUAAGUUUUUCUCUUACUAAUAAUAUUGGCAUUCUUCUAGGAAAUAAUAAUGGAACUUUUAUGGAUUUAUUCUUAUUUUCAACUAGAGAUAAUUCAAUUCCACGAGCGAUUCUCACAGCUGAUUUCAAUAAUGAUAAUCAUUCGGAUAUUUUAGUUGUUAAUUUUGGUCUUAGUAAUAUUGCUAUUUAUCUCGGAUAUGGAAAUGGAUCUUUUGCAAAUACAAGUUAUUUUUCAACUGAAAAUAGUUCAAAUUAUUAUGGAAGAGAUGUUGGUGAUUUUAAUCAUGAUAAUUAUUUAGAUCUUGUUCUAACUAAUAUUAAUUCUCAUACUCUUAAUAUUUUAUAUGGAUAUGGGAAUGGAAGUUUUACAAGUAUGAUAACAUAUUAUACUGGAGAUAAUUCUUAUCCAUGGGGAGUUGCAGUUAAUGAUUUAAAUGGUGAUAAUCAUCAAGAUAUUGUUUGUGCUAAUUAUGGUACUUCAAAUAUUGGUAUUUUUUUUGGAUCUGAAAAUGGAAGUUUUUCAAAUCAAAUAACAUAUUCAUUGACUUCUCAAUCUAAUCCAACUUGUGUUUCUCUUGGUGAUUUCAAUAAUGAUAAUUAUUUCGAUAUUGUUGUUACUAAUUAUAAUAGUAAUAGUAUUGGUAUUUUUUUGGGAUAUGGGAAUGGAUCUUUUGCUGAUGUUGUUAUCUAUUCAACUGGUGAUGGUUCUUCUCCACGAUGUCUUUCCAUUAAUGAUUUUAAUAAUGAUAAUCGAUUAGAUAUUGUUGUUACUAAUUUUGGAAGUGAUAGUAUUGUUAUUCUUUUUGGAGUUGGAGAUGGAUCAUUUUUAUUAGGAAUAUCUUAUUCAACUGGAAUUGGAUCUGGACCAACUGAAUUAGCUCUAGGUGAUUUUAAUAAAGAUAAUCAAUUAGAUAUUGCUCUUUCAAAUCAAUUAUCAAAUGAAAUAGGAAUAUUUAUUCGAUAUAGUAGUGAACCAUUUGCAAGUUUAACAACAUUUUCUACUGGUGAUCAAUCUCAACCACAAUCAGUUGCUAUUGGUGAUUUUAAUAAUGAUAAUUAUUCGGAUAUUGUUGUAGCUAAUUAUGGUACUUCAAAUAUUGGAAUAUUUCUUGGAUAUGGAAAUGGAUUUUUUAAUUCGAUGAUUUCAUAUUCAACUGGAAUAAAUUCUUCUCCUUAUUGUGUUGUUACUUCUCAUUUAAAUAAUGAUACAAAUUUAGAUAUUGUUGUUUCCAAUUCUCAAACUGAUAAUAUUAUGAUUUUUAUUGGAAUUGGUAAUGGAGAAUUUUCAAUUUCAAAAAUCUAUUCAACAGGAGAUCGUUCUCGUCCAUCAACAAUAUCUAUAAAUGAUUUUAAUAAUGAUUCGAUUUUAGAUAUUAUUAUUGCAAACUCUGGAACAAAUAAUCUUCUUUUUCUCUAUGGACAGGGCAAUGGAAUAUUUACAAAUGAAACUUUCUAUCCAUUAGGAUAUCAAUAUACUCCUUAUGGAAUUUCUGUUAAAGAUUUAAAUCAUGAUAAUUCAUUGGAUAUUGUUAUUGCAUGUUAUAAUACUGAUCACUUUGAAAUUUUAAUUAAAACCUGUUAA
Molecule: messenger RNA, 4524 nt
Organism: Adineta steineri
Lineage: Eukaryota; Metazoa; Rotifera; Eurotatoria; Adinetida; Adinetidae
Source: the annotation of a GenBank genome assembly